AUGUCGGAUUUGACCCCCCAGAGCGAGACGCCGACGCCCACCACCGACAAGAUAACCCAGGCCGCCCGUGAAACCAUCUAUCUGUGCAACUUCCGUGUGUCGGUGGACGGCGAGUGGCUGUGCCUGCGGGAGCUCAAUGACAUCUCCCUCACACCGGAUCCAGAGCCGGCCCACGAAGAUCCCAAGGACCCCAUCACCAUCGAGAGGCUGAACCUGAUGAACAUGGCCAAGCUGAGCAUCAAGGGCCUGAUCGAGUCCGCACUCAAUCUGGGUCGCACUUUGGACUCUGACUAUGCGCCUCUGCAGCAGUUUUUCGUGGUCAUGGAACACUGCCUCAAGCAUGGCUUGAAAACCAAGAAGACCUUCCUGGGGCAGAACAAGUCGUUCUGGGGAGCCUUGGAGCUGGUGGAGAAAUUGACGCCCGAAGCCGGCGAGAUCACAGCCAGCGUGAAAGACCUGCCUGGCCUCAAGACGCCUUUAGGACGAGGCCGUGCUUGGUUACGUCUGGCCUUGAUGCAGAAGAAGCUGUCCGACUACAUGAAAACCAUCAUCAACAGGAAGGACCUUCUCAGCGAAUUCUAUGAACCCAACGCGCUAAUGAUGGAGGAGGAGGGCGCCGUCAUCGCCGGCCUGCUGGUGGGGCUGAACGUCAUCGACGCCAACUUGUGCAUGAAAGGGGAAGACCUGGACUCUCAGGUCGGCGUCAUCGAUUUCUCAAUGUACCUCAAAGACGGCGGCCACAGUAGCAAGAGCGCGGAAGGCGAUGGUCAGAUCACUGCCAUACUUGAUCAGAAGAAUUAUGUGGAGGAGCUCAACAGACAUUUAAGCGCUUCAGUAAAUAAUCUCCAGGCCAAAGUGGACGCAUUGGAGAAGUCCAACACAAAGCUUACAGAGGAGCUGGCGGUGGCCAACAACCGGAUCAUCACCCUCCAAGAAGACGUGGAGCGGGUGAAAGAAGAGAGCUCCUUUCAGCUUGAGUCCAAUAGGAAGGCUCUCAGAAGCGACUCGGCGGACGGGCCGGCGCUGGGCGAAACGCGCAAGCAGCUCAAGGAAGAGACGCUGCUCCGACUGGACGUGGAGAAGGAGCUGGAGGUGCAGAUCGGCAUGAAGCAGGAGAUGGAGCUGUCAAUGAAGAUGCUAGAGAAGGACGUGUGCGAGAAGCAGGACGCGCUGGCCGAAUUGCGACAGCAGCUGGAUGACAUGCGUCUUAUCAACCAACAGCUCAGCCACAAGUCGCAGAGCGCCGACAGCAGCUCCAAGCAGAAGAGCGAUGCUGUGGCCCGCUUAGAAGACAAAAUCAGCCAGAUGUCCAGCACCAUCAGACAGCUGGAGAACAGCGAGAAACACUUAGUGAAGCAGGCCAGAAACCUGAACUCGGCCGCAGGAAAGCUCCUCCAGCUGAAGCAGUAA
Nerophis lumbriciformis (worm pipefish) is the source of this 1410-nucleotide messenger RNA. The record is from RefSeq and is a predicted model, not a curated record. Lineage: Eukaryota; Metazoa; Chordata; Actinopteri; Syngnathiformes; Syngnathidae.